Molecule: messenger RNA, 3766 nt
Organism: Macrobrachium nipponense
Lineage: Eukaryota; Metazoa; Arthropoda; Malacostraca; Decapoda; Palaemonidae
Product: mucin-5AC-like
Exons: 5
Coding region: 107-2329 (740 amino acids)
Cellular component (GO): extracellular region
Molecular function (GO): chitin binding
Source: RefSeq, a predicted model, not a curated record
CAGUUCUGCUUCGACCUCUGAGAUACGAAGAUUCAGGUGGUGAAAUCUUCACUGGCUAACGAAGUGUCUUUUUUGGCUGAACAUUUCCACCAGAUUCUACUGCACGAUGAUUCGCUUACCAUUACUGAGUGCCAGUGUCCUCAGCGUGAUUUGGGCAGGAGUAGGGGCUUAUCCAUCGCUUACGGCCCCUCCAGAGAUUGCUGCUCUUUGUCCGAAUCCUCCCGGAAAAUACCCUCUGCUCUUAUCAAAUCCUGCGGAUUGCAGAUCAUUUUACAUGUGCUCCUGGGACAACAUGGCCUUUUUGCAGCACUGUCCUCCAGUUUUAUACUUCAAUCCAUCAUUACAAGUUUGUGACUCACCUGUCAAUGUACACUGCAACAUAUCUACAACAGCCUUGCCUAUUGCCCCAAAUACUACAGUUGCAGAAAAAACUACCUCACCCGUGCCGGUUUCUAAUAGUACAAGUCUUGAACAUCCAAGACCACCAGUGUCACUUGAAUCUGUAACUGCCCCACCAAGCGUUGCUGCCCUUUGUCCCAAUCCUCCUCAAGAGUUUCCCCUUCUUUUGGCGAACCCAAUAGACUGUGGUUCUUUUUUCAUGUGUUCAUGGAAUGGGGUGGCAUACUUACAACAUUGCCCAGCUAACCUCCAUUUCAACCCAGAAUUACAAGUUUGCGAUUUUCCAUCCAGCUUCAGGUGCACUGUUUCAACCACUCCACCACCAUUUACAAACAGCAGCACAUCAGCUCCUGUUACCAAUAGCAGCACUUCUGCUCCAGAAAUCAAAACCACAACCACAGCAGCACCUGUUGCCAAUAGCAGCACCUCUGCUCCAGAAAUCAAGACCACAGCAGCACCUGUUACCAAUAGCAGCACUUCUGCUCCAGAAAUCAAGACCACAGCAGCUCCUGUUACCAAUAGCAGCACUUCUGCUCCAGAAAUCAAGACCACAGCAGCACCUGUUACCAAUAGCAGCACUUCAGCUCCAGAAAUCAAGACCACAGCAGCACCUGUUACCAAUAGCAGCACUUCUGCUCCAGAAAUCAAGACCACAGCAGCACCUGUUACCAAUAGCAGCACUCCAGCUCCAGAAAUCAAAACCACAGCAGCACCUGUUACCAAUAGCAGCACUUCAGCUCCAGAAAUCAAAACCACAGCAGCACCUGUUACCAAUAGCAGCACUUCAGCUCCAGAAAUCAAAACCACAUCAGCACCUGUUACCAAUAGCAGCACUUCAGCUCCAGAAAUCAAAACCACAGCAGCACCUGUUACCAAUAGCAGCACCUCUGCUCCAGAAAUCAAGACCACAACCACAGCAGCUCCUGUUACCAAUAGCAGCACAUCCGCUCCAGAAAUCAAGACCACAGCAGCACUUGUUACCAAUAACAGCACCUCUGCUCCAGAAAGCAAGACCACAGCAGCUCCUGUUACCAAUAACAGCACAUCCGCUCCAGAAAUCAAGACCACAGCAGCACUUGUUACCAAUAGCAGCACCUCUGCUCCAGAAAGCAAGACCACAGCAGCUCCUGUUACCAAUAGCAGCACAUCCGCUCCAGAAAUCAAGACCACAACCACAGCAGCACCUGUUACCAAUAGUAGCACCUCUGCUCCAGAAAUCAAGACCACAGCAGCACCUGUUACCAAUAGCAGCACUUCAGCUCCAGAAAUCAAAACCACAGCAGCACCUGUUACCAAUAGCAGCACCUCUGCUCCAGAAAUCAAGACCACAGCAGCUCCUGUUACCAAUAGCAGCACUUCAGCUCCAGAAAUCAAGACCACUGCAGCACCUGUUAUGAACAGCAGCACUCCUGCUCCAGAAAUCAAGACCACAGCAGCUCCUGUUACCAAUAGCAGCUCUGCUGCUCCAGAAAUCAAGACCACAGCAGCUCCUGUUACUCCUGUCGCCAACAGCAGCACUUCUGCUCCAGAAAUCCAGACCACAGCAGCACAUGCUACCAGCAACAGCUCACGGGCUCCAGAAUUCGAAACAACCUCAAGUACUGGUGUGAAUACGAGUGAUAUGAUGAUUGCAACUACGGUAUCACCCCCGAGUAACAGCACUGUGACUGAGGAGCCUUUGAGUAGCACUGAAAUGGCUGCUACUUGCCCAAAUCCACCUGGAGAACAUCCUGUUCUCCUACCUAACCCAAGAGAUUGUGGUUCAUUCUUUAUGUGUGGAUGGGACGGAGUUGCAAAUCUGCUGCAAUGCCCAGGUGACCUUCAUUUCAACCCUGAGUUACAAGUCUGUGAUUUCCCAUCCAGUUUUGCCUGCAAAUUUUCUACAACGAUCAAUGCCACUGACACCAGGACACCAGAUUCAGCAGUUUAGACCACCCAAGUCUACUGUAAUAGCACGUCUGAUAAUAAUAGUAGGGGAGGGUACUUUUAAUAUAUUACUGAUAGAAGCAUAUACUUAAAGUAGUAACUCUCGCUAGUACACUGCAAUUAAUAACAAGUAACUAAAGGGUUAUUUAAUCUGACUCACAUAUCUUUCAAAAGUAGGACUUUUGAAUAUUUUUUUGAUGUUAUGAUUGACUGCCGUCAUGUUCUUGUGGCAGUUCUCAUAGGAAAGGUAGUUUAAGACACAUCAUAUAAUGUUUACUCGAUAGUCUAACGUUCUCCUCUUGUAAAGCUGGCAGCUUAAUAAGAGGAAAACAGGGGCUAUCUAAAUGAACCACUAUUUCCGUAUGCUACCUAGUUUUGCUUCUUCAAUGCAACUCUAAAAUAAACAUUUUCAUCGUCUAUAACAAUUCUCAAAUUAUGUAAACAAUUUUAAUUUAUAAGUAUUAUCUUUUAUGACAGCUUAGAUUUUUCGUUAGAAAUCUUUUUUUCACUACUUCUAAUCUAAAUGUUUACUGGUCUCUGUGAAGAGACCAUUGAACAUUUACUUAUGAUCUCCAAGAUAUUAGGGAAAGACUCAAAAAUGAAAUAAGAAAACAUGUUCCCGACUCUAAUAAAAAAUAUAUUUUUAAAUAUAAAGCUUUUAUUAUGAGUUACGAAGUCUGCUGUACUACAUACCCAAGCCUACAACACUUAGAGUGAUCGUGCAGUCAAAUCUGGUGUAAGAAAUAUCUUUAAAUAAGCAGCCACUCCAACAUACAGCAACGCAUUUGUAUAUUUUAUUGGUCUUCGCUGGUUUUGCUUUAAUACUCGGUCGGUGACCGUUAAUGAAUGCCAUUCAGUAACACGUUCGCUGCGCUACCGGCAACUUGAUCAGUGAAAUUAAGGCACUUUGGGUUUGGGAUACACUUUGAUGGAAACUCACUAAUGAAAACCCUACCUCGUCGGCAAAUAAACUGAGGUGAACAUUUGUACGCCUGUGGGUAUUGGCUAACAUGAGGCUCGGAAAACCAACCAGCAGACUGUAAAACACAGCAUAACAGUUUUAAGGGAGAAAACUGAGGCACAUAGUCAUAUUUUUCCACGAAUCCUUCCGUCUUGAACUCAAGCGAUUUCAAGGUGUUCUUGUACGAAAGAAUGUCAGUUAAAUGGUGAUACGAUAGUAAGAACACAACCAAGAGAAAGCCUCGGUAUUGAAUCACUGAAAAAAAGAAGUCUGCAGAAUUGCCUGUUGUGCUUGACAAUUUUUAUCUCAGAUGAUGGCAGAUUUGUGACACAUUUGUAAUAUUGCGUAGUGCAUUAUUCUAUCGUAUAUCAACUAUCAUGACAAAGCUCAUAGAUCUGAAAGUAUUUCAGAUUGAGGGAGAACGGAACUAAAAGACAUUAUCUCUUAUGGAAUCAUUUAAACUGUUUUCAAGCAACGGAU